Klebsormidium nitens is the source of this 1185-nucleotide messenger RNA. Lineage: Eukaryota; Viridiplantae; Streptophyta; Klebsormidiophyceae; Klebsormidiales; Klebsormidiaceae. The record is from the annotation of a GenBank genome assembly.
AUGGGCAUUGGAGAAGUAAAGCUUAAGUGUAAGACCCCGAGCGGUGUGAGUACGGUAACCUUGAGGGAGGUCCGGCACGCUCCGAGGGCACAGGUGAAUUUGUUCGCUCUGACAAGGGCGACCGACGCGGGAGCACGAGUGGUGCUCGAGGGGAGAACCGCGCAGAUCGAGACGGACGGCGUGGUCCGUAUGGAGGCAGUCAAACGUGGAGGCUAUGGGACAUUGAGACCGUGGGACAUUGCGAGGGGUUUGGUCAAGGGGAAUCGGGUGUGCGCCACGGCAAAGAGGCCGGUAAGAGCGGAACGCGUGGUGAAAAAGACGGUGAAGGUCGUGGAGGUCGACCUAGACGAGUCGAACGACGAGGAUGGGGGCGUCGAACGAGAGAGGGGAACUUCUGCGGGGGAGGACGAAGGGCCGCGCACAAAUCCAAAAAUGGUCGAAAAAGGGGCGAAGUUUGAAACGGCGCGCGAGGGGGACGCGCACGCGCCCGCGACGGACCGCGGCCGUGUCGCGGGCACAGUUCAAAAAAAGGCCAAAAAAGCGUUGUCCAUCAUCGGGCUAAACGUUGAGGACCACCAUUUGGGGUCGAUUGAGGAGUGCAAAACCGCAAAGGAGGCGUGGGAUCUCCUUGAGAAGACUUACAAGAGCAAAACCAAUGCAAAGAAGAUGCAACUCAGGCAAGAGCUGCAUUCUCUCAAGAUGAAGUCGGAGGCUUCGGAAAGCGCCAUUAGCUCGGUGGAUGCGGUUCUGCCGAAGCUCUUGGUUCAUGAGCAGGGAUUUGAGAAGUCGCCCAAAGAGAAGGGCGGCGGUGAGUCGGACUCCGGAGUGGCCUAUGUGGCCAGGCGGAAAGGGAAGGAGAAGGUCCACGGCAAGGAUAAGAGCCGGGGCAAAGGGCCCAAGACCUAUAAUUGCGGGGAGUUUGUUCACAUUGCUCGGAAGUGCAGCAAGCCGGAUAGGCGGGAGCACAAGCCGGAGCUGAAGAAAGGGGGGAAACCUCCCAAGGGUGUGGCUUUCAGCGUCAUUGAGGGAGUGUCGACCGACGAGUGGCUCGUCGAUUCGGGUAGCUCCCAACACCUAACCGGGGACAAGAGCCUAUUUGAGACCCUCGAAAUGUUUGAGGGGAGUGGCCGAGAAUUCACGUUCGGGAACAAGGGAACCCUAUCGGCAGAGGGAGCGGCUUGGUAG